Culicoides brevitarsis is the source of this 4205-nucleotide messenger RNA. RefSeq names its product cytosolic carboxypeptidase-like protein 5. Lineage: Eukaryota; Metazoa; Arthropoda; Insecta; Diptera; Ceratopogonidae. The transcript is spliced from 10 exons. Gene Ontology annotation, biological process: proteolysis. Gene Ontology annotation, molecular function: zinc ion binding; metallocarboxypeptidase activity. The record is from RefSeq and is a predicted model, not a curated record. Bases 390 to 4028 code for a protein of 1212 amino acids.
CUAAAAGGGUCAGAUGGAAAAUUCGUAAAUUCAGCGAGAAAUCAACUAAAAAACAGUUCAAAAAGUGUUUCUCCGUCAAAUUCUCGUGUUCCCGCAGCUGGAAACAUCAAAAAUUAUCAGCUUCCGUCGAGAUUCGCUGCGAAAUUCGGACAAAAUCAUCAGUGACGCAAUACAUUCUCUCUUCGCUCUCGCACGGAAAACAAAAGAAAAACAAUUUUCCUCGUUCGGCAGCAUCAUCAGUCAUUCAUUCAUCGCGUCGCGAGACAGUGCAAAGGUGCAGCGACGAAAAAACGACGCCAAAAUCUGAUUAAAUAACGUUUUGACUGUGCCAGCUUUCACUUCUGCGAUAGCCUGACCUGGACUGACUUUGGCGUUCCUUGCGUGUGGCAAUGAUCGAAAAUUAUGGCUGUGGCGGCUUUGAGUUUGACGCUGCCUUCGAUUCGGGCAAUUUGGGCAAAGUAGAGCUCUCAAAAGUUUACAACGAAGGUACCGAAAAGACUGCUCCCGAUAAUGUGAUUGAUAUCGAGUUCAACUUGUGGACAAAGCCAGAUUGUGCCGGAACGCCGUACGAAAACUCGAAUCGAACAUGGUUCUUCUUCAGUAUUACGGGUGGUCGCCCUUACCAGGUGGUAAAAAUAAACAUAAUGAAUUUGAACAAACAAGCGAAGCUCUUCAGUCAAGGCAUGCAUCCCGUGAUAAGAGUCGGGCCGAAUGGCAAAUGGGAGCGGAUUAAAGAGAAACCAGCGUAUUUUAUGACAAACGACAGUUUCAUCCUCACGUUCCUUCACAAAAACUCCGACAAACCGGAUGCCGUCAAAAUCUACUACGCCUUCACUUUCCCCUACACCUACACGGAGCAACAAGAUCAAUUAGCCAUCUACGACGAGCGUUUCGGCAAAGACAGCAUCGAAGUCGACCGAAUUAUCAAAGAGAUCAACAAGACAAAAGCGAAAAGUGAUACCAAACAGCAAUCGCAAGACGAUGCCGCCACGAAAGAAACCCGUUUGGAGGAGCAACUCUUCAAGGCGGGCACAAAUCCGGGCCAAAAAACAAUUGAAAUCUACAGUUGUGAUAGCCAGACGUCGGUAACGUGCAGUCUCGAGUACUUACGAAACAACUUUGAGAUCAAAUCGACCGAAGAAAUCCUGAAAAAGAACGAAUCUGCCGUUCAUGCAAUGGCUGUGGACGAAAAUACGUCGGAAUCGAUGCAACAAAUAACGUCCUUGGUGAACAAUGUGCGAAUCGAGUUGCAACAAAAGACGACGGAAAUUUGUGAAAAUGCGAAACAAAGCGAGAAAAGUGACAAGCCACCCACGGAUUUCAACGAUGAGAUUUAUUAUCAUCGUGAAUUGCUGAUUCGAUCGUAUGAGGGACGACGAGUUGAUUUGUUGACGAUUUCUUCGUUUCAUGGCAUCACCGAUAAACGCGAGGAACGCAUCCAAUCGCUGUUUCCGGAGUUUUUGACGCCUCGUUGUCACGUUUUUAAGGAUAAAAAAGUCGUUUUUAUCUCGUCGCGUGUCCAUCCGGGUGAAACUCCCGCCAGUUUUGUAUUGAAUGGGUUCUUAACUUUCUUAUUGGAUCGGAAAAAUGUCGUUGCGCAAGCUUUGAGGAAGAUGUAUCUCUUUAAAAUUGUGCCAUUUUUGAAUCCAGAUGGUGUUUAUAAUGGUCUCUAUCGCUCCGACGUGCUCGGGCACAACCUAAAUCGUGUUUAUUUGAAUCCAAAUCGUGAAACGCAACCGUCGAUCUAUGCAGCAAGGAAGCUAAUACGUUUUCAUCAUUUUGGUUACGACAAACCUGAAACUGAGCGUCCCGUUACCCCAAAAUCGCCUCAACCUCCGCCAACGGUUGUUAAUGUGACGAACGAGAGCAACAUGACGGCCUACAGUGGCGGCGACGAAUGCGAAACGAUCGAUCAGAUGACGUCGGAAACUGCAACCACGACAAUUGCGGAUGCCUGUGACUUUAUGAAAGAUUGCGACGAAAAUGCCACCGAUUUGGGCUUGUUUUCGGAACAACAUUCGUCGCGUGAGAGCAGCACCUCGUCAAAUCUCGAUGAAAAAUUGACGACUUUCAUCUUGCCAUCGACAAAUGAGCCCGAAAAACAAUCCGAACUCCGUUUAACCAAAUCCGCGACGCAACUCACGACAACUACAAACACUUCCACAAACGUUAACAACAACAAUUCUAAUCAAAAAUCACUGCCAGCUGCAAGUCAAAUUCCUCGCCCGAAUACCUCAACGAGUGCUCGUAGCAGCAAAGAGAGUGUCAAGUCGCAAACCAGCACGGGAAGUGCUAAAGAUCGUGUCGCACUGAAAAAUGCCCUCAAUUUGCGCGGAAGUAACGUCGUUUCGGCAUCUCCGGUGCCAGCGCGUGUCGGAACAGGAGCCGUCAUCUUGAAAAAAGUCGAAAACGCAAAAACUUUGAGCAAGAAAGGAUCACAAGACAAGACUCAGAAAACAAAUCCCGCUCAAAUUUCGCACCAUUUCCGAUCGCACCGCAACGAUUACGGUCCCGGACAAAAAUGUUUGAACAUUUCCUUGGAUUUUCUCACAGAAAUUGAUGAAAAAGGCACCCGUUACAUCAAUGAAGAGAACAGCGGAAUGUUUUUGUACAUCGAUUUGCAUGGACAUGCAUCGAAAAAGGGAGUUUUUAUGUAUGGCAAUCACUUGCCAACAACAAUGGAGGCUGUCGAAUGCAUGCUACUGCCGAAACUCAUGAGUCUCAAUAGUCUACAUUUUCACUACGACGGAUGUAAUUUUUCGGAAAAGAAUAUGUAUCUCAAGGGAAAACGUGAUGGUCUUUCAAAAGAAGGAAGCGGUAGAGUCGCGAUCUACAAGAUGACGGGCUUGAUAAAAGCUUAUACGUUGGAAAGUAAUUACAAUACCGGGAAAUAUGUGAAUAUUUUGCCGCCAAAAGGGAAAGAUGUCGAUAGUUAUCCGUCCAAAUCAACUGUUGCUGUGCCGCCCAAAUAUACGCCAGCGAUCUUUGAAGAUGUUGGUCGUGCAUUGGGCCCAAGCAUCCUCGAUUUGACUGGCUCAAAUCCUCAACCUCGCCUUCACAACUCGGAAUAUCGCACGUUGCAAGGAUUACGGAAUGCCCUGAAGAACGAAUUGGAACGAGGUCCCGCUAAGCCACGCUCUGCCUCAAAGGUGUCGAAGGCAAAAACGAAGCGAGCAGGCAGUUUGCCGGAGAACAAAGAGAUCGCAAAAGAGAAUAAAGUGGCGAGCAAAGUUGGCGUUGUCGGCAGUGGCAAUAACAACGUUGGCAGCAACAGCAAUAGUUCGAGUAAUUCGAUUUCCAUCAGUUCGGGUUCGCGUCAACAGUCGACCUCAAACGCCAAAUUGGGCAAAAAAAUCUUCACCAAAACGAAUUUCGUGAAAAAAGAUGCCGGCAUCGCUGGAUCCAGCACGAGCAACGUCAAAAAGCCCAAAAUUCUCGGCGAAUCCUCGUCCAGUAGCGCCCUCAAAACGGAUCGCGCCAACAAAGAAUCCAAUCAAAUCCCGCGCAAAAAGAUCAAAGUGUCGCCGCAACAUCGCAUCGAAACGACAGAACCGCUAAUCACGUGUUUCGGCGAAACCUCCAUCAAAUACACGAAAGCCGUCGAUUCGUUCGACAUGUGCGCCUACAGCAACACAACUGCCACUUUUUCAUCCGCAUCGUUGCCGAACUUUUUCACGCAGACGCCCGCGUGUCUCGUGGAAACGGAUGCCUACGGGCAACAAGUGACAAAACGCCAACCGCUCGAGCUGGAGGACAGUUUGGAUGCGGUGCCGUGUUGUUCGUACUCGUUGCCAUCGACGUCGGAACCAGCUUUGUUGGGCUCGUCGUCAUCCGGGGCGAUGCGAAGUGCGAGUUUGCACUCGAUAACGCGCACCAAGGAGUUCAAGAGCAAAUUUAGCAAGGCAACGUCGAGCAAACCCAAAGUUACCAAGACGGGAGAAAAGGUGAAAAUGAAGAAGAAACGCACGUUGCGUGCGGAUUCGGCACUCAAACGCAAGAAAAAUCGCGUCAAGCCGGUUGUGUGUUAACUUUUUGUUUUGUUUCUGCGAUGAAAUUAACUCUUUUUACUGUAUUUCACUUUAUUUUAGAGGAAAGUUCGGUAGGAAAAUGCACCUUUUUUGCCUUUCACUGCCAUCAUCCGAUGAUGAAUGAGCAAACGAAACAAUCAGAGUUUUGCAGAGUGUCGAGUUUUUUUGAAAAAUAUU